This is a messenger RNA of Daucus carota subsp. sativus, 1224 nucleotides long. Its product is annotated as WAT1-related protein At1g68170. Gene Ontology annotation, molecular function: transmembrane transporter activity. Gene Ontology annotation, cellular component: plasma membrane. Lineage: Eukaryota; Viridiplantae; Streptophyta; Magnoliopsida; Apiales; Apiaceae. The record is from RefSeq and is a predicted model, not a curated record. Bases 1 to 1224 code for a protein of 407 amino acids. The transcript is spliced from 6 exons.
AUGGAUGUGUUUGAGGAUUUGGCGGCACGUGAUGGUAUCAGUGUUGGCGUGAUGGUGGCCCAGGCUCUGGAGCUUUUCGAGGUCGUUGGAGAUGGUGGUUGUAGUAGUGGUGGUGGUAGGUGGGAGAGGGAGGGGGCAACAGGGGAGAUGGAGGCUGAGCUGGCGGCGCUGCUUCUGAACAAGAGCCAUGGAAUAUUUAAUUGGGGUUUGAGAGAGGAAGUGAAAAGUUUGUCUGCAUACACAUAUAUCAACAUGACAUUGAAUAAAGGAAAAAUAUGCACGGUGGUACAUGGAUUGAAGCCCACAAUACUAAUGGUGAUUGCUGAAUCCAUUCUUGGUGGUAGUAAUGUGUUGUACAAACUGGCUGUCAAUGAAGGCUCGGACUUGAGAAUUUUGGUGGCUUAUCGCUUCUUAUUUGCUGCUGCUUUCAUGAUUCCUAUUGCAUUCUAUGUUGAAAGAGGAUCAUUGUUUCAAAAUUUGUAUGUUGUGAGCUUGGACUUAACAUCAGCAACAUUUGCCACCGCAAUCACUAAUCUGGUCACUGCCAUUACCUUUGUCCUCGCUCUCUGCUUCAGGCUUGAGAAGCUAAACUGGGAAAAAGCAUCAGGAAAAGCAAAGGUGAUGGGAACACUACUGAGUCUAGCGGGGGCGAUGCUUUUAACAUUAUACAAAGGUCCAGAUUUAUUUAGCUGGAACACCCAUCUUAACCUUGUGAAUCAUGGUGAAAAUGUGGUAAGAACACACCCUAAUAUGAUUCUGGGUGCUUUCGCUGCUCUGGGUAGUAUAACAUGCUAUGCCCUUUGGACCAAUCUUCAGGGAUUGUUGGCUACAGGAGUGUUGUUUACAAUGGUUGCAUGGUGUGUGCACAUGAGAGGUCCUUUAUUUGUUUCAGCUUUUAACCCUUUAAUGGUUGUGAUUGUUGCCCUGGCCGGACCAUUUGUACUGGAUGAAAAUUGGUAUUUGGGAAGUGUGCUUGGAGGAAUAACAAUAAUAUGUGGAUUAUAUGUUUUGCUUUGGGGGAAAGCCAAGGAAAUGAAGACGAAGGUGCAGUUGCCGAAAACAAGCUCAGGAGAUAUGUCAAAACCUCUUGAGAUCGUCUUAACUCCUUCUCAGGCAGGAGCAUCGGAGAACCAUGAGAUUGGUGUUUAUGGCGAAAAUAGUGCUUCGGUUGUAGAGGCAAAUGCCGACGAACAACCUGAUGAAAUUAGGAUCGUAAGAAAAUAA